Chanos chanos (milkfish) is the source of this 2319-nucleotide messenger RNA. It is a transcript of the gene kcnn3, whose product is annotated as potassium intermediate/small conductance calcium-activated channel, subfamily N, member 3. The transcript is spliced from 9 exons. Gene Ontology annotation, molecular function: calmodulin binding; small conductance calcium-activated potassium channel activity. Bases 1 to 2319 code for a protein of 772 amino acids. NCBI's taxonomy places the organism in Eukaryota, Metazoa, Chordata, Actinopteri, Gonorynchiformes, Chanidae. The record is from RefSeq and is a predicted model, not a curated record. Gene Ontology annotation, biological process: potassium ion transport. Gene Ontology annotation, cellular component: membrane.
AUGGAUCCCCCUCCUACCCUGAGUUUGGCCCUUCUAGGCGGGAGUGAGGAUGAGGACCAACGUCCCCCCCUCCCUUUGAGUGGUAUGUCCCACCCCUCUAUUACUGGCAACUACCCUGGAAGCAACCACUCUAACCACACAGGAGGUAACAGCAGCCUGGAGAGGCUUAAUGGCACGCCGUCCCCGACCACCCCAAACCUCCCUCCGGCCUCCCUUCCCAAGUUACCCCUGGUGACAGCACCCCAGUUGCCUACACCCAUCCCGAAUGCCUUGCACCCCACGAGCACUCCUCUCUCCUCCUGCCUGGGUAGCCAGCAUAGUCUGAGUGGUGAGACGUCACCUGUCUACAACGCCCUCUUUUACUCCUCCCACUCGCCCUCCACGGAGAGAGAGAGGGAGCGAGAGAGGGAGAGAGAAAGAGGGUGUAAGCAUAGACAGACGAGUCCUCUCGUCCAUCGGAGGGACAGUAACCCCUUCACGGAGAUCGCCAUGAGCUCGUGUAAGUACAGCGGUGGGGUGAUGAAACCGCUAAGUCGCCUCAGCGCCUCCCGCCGGAACCUCAUCGAAUCUGACAGCGGCAGCGACACCAAAGAGGGCGGGGCCAAUUCCGGUCAAGGCGCGGCCACUUCCUCCCAACACAGCCAGUCACAGCCUCAGAACCCGCCCGAGAUUGUCAUCUCCUCCAAGGAGGACCCGCCAUAUGGACACGCGUAUGAGCUGGAGCCCUCUGCCAAUCAGAUGUCCAUCUACCACCAGAAUCACGCUCUCUCAGAAAGUAGAGGAACACUGGGUAUGGCAGGGGCAACGGCGAUUGGUUCGAACAGCCGGAGGGGCGGGCAAGGGGGCGGGUCCGGAAGGACAGCCUCCAAAGCCAACAAACGCAAGAACCAGAACAUCGGUUACAAGCUCGGCCACCGGAGGGCGCUCUUCGAGAAAAGGAAGAGACUGAGCGACUACGCGCUCAUCUUCGGCAUGUUCGGCAUCGUUGUCAUGGUGAUUGAGACCGAGCUAUCCUGGGGUGUCUAUAACAAGAGCUCCAUGUAUUCUCUGGCGCUGAAGUGUCUUAUCAGCCUGUCCACUGUCAUCCUGCUGGGACUUAUAAUUGCCUACCACGCUCGAGAAGUGCAGCUCUUCGUUAUCGACAACGGGGCGGACGACUGGCGCAUCGCCAUGACGAUGGAGCGGGUGCUACUGAUCGCCCUGGAGCUGCUGGUGUCGGCGGUCCACCCGGUACCGGGCGACUUUAAGUUCCAGUGGCGCGCCCGGCUGGCGUUCUCCUACGCCCCCUCGCAGGCCGAGGCCGACCUGGACAUGGUCCUGUCCGUCCCCAUGUUUCUCAGGCUCUAUCUCAUAGCCAGAGUUAUGCUCCUGCACAGUAAACUCUUCACCGACGCCUCCUCGCGCAGCAUAGGAGCGCUCAACAAGGUGCACUUUAACACACGGUUUGUGAUGAAGACCCUGAUGACCAUCUGUCCCGGCACGGUCCUGUUGGUCUUUAGUAUAUCUCUGUGGAUAAUCGCCGCCUGGACCGUACGCGUGUGUGAGAGGUACCACGACGCUCAAGAUGUUACUAGUAACUUCUUGGGUGCCAUGUGGCUAAUCUCCAUCACCUUCUUGUCCAUUGGAUACGGGGACAUGGUGCCGCACACCUACUGCGGAAAGGGUGUGUGUCUGCUCACGGGAAUUAUGGGGGCGGGCUGCACAGCGUUGGUUGUUGCCGUGGUUGCGCGGAAGCUGGAGCUGACAAAGGCGGAGAAGCACGUACACAACUUUAUGAUGGACACGCAGCUCACCAAACGAAUAAAGAAUGCGGCGGCCAAUGUUCUUCGGGAAACUUGGCUCAUCUACAAACACACCAAACUCAUGAAGAAGAUCGAUCACUCCCGCGUACGAAAGCACCAGAGGAAGUUCCUACAAGCAAUCCACCAGCUGCGCAGUGUGAAGAUGGAGCAGAGGAAACUCAGUGAUCAAGCCAACACAUUGGUAGAUCUGUCUAAGAUGCAGAGCGUGAUGUACGAGCUGAUGUCGGAGCUGAACGAUCGAAGCGAAGAUCUGGAGAGACAGAUGUUGAGCUUGGAGCACCGCGUGGAGCAGCUCACCGCUGGGUUUAACGCUCUGCCCGCUCACCUCUCUGCCACCCUCAGUGCCCAACACGCCGCCCUGGUCCACCUCCUCAGAGAUCGCGACGCCAAGACCCUCACCCCGACCACGCCCACGCCAACCUCCGCCGGCGCCGCCAGCGCCAACCUGUUGCCAAGUACUGACCCUGGCACCUCUCAUGCCGAGGCCGGCCCCAACGCCACUUCCUCCAGUUGCUGA